Molecule: messenger RNA, 2286 nt
Organism: Sus scrofa (pig)
Lineage: Eukaryota; Metazoa; Chordata; Mammalia; Artiodactyla; Suidae
Source: RefSeq, a predicted model, not a curated record
AAACUAGUCUCAGGUGAGAAAUAAGUCUCGAGCGGCCUGUGCUGCGCACGCGCGAGCUCUUGGCGCCCUCCCGCGAGAGGAAAGUACUCUCUCGGUUCCGGAGUGGACACCGCCGGUUGCGGGAGAGAACUCCUGCUGCUGCCGCACCAUGGCGUCCGUGGGGACCCUCGCCUUCGACGAAUAUGGCCGCCCUUUUCUCAUCAUCAAAGAUCAAGACCGCAAGUCUCGUCUUAUGGGACUCGAGGCCCUCAAGUCUCACAUAAUGGCAGCAAAGGCCGUAGCGAAUACAAUGAAAACAUCACUUGGACCAAAUGGGCUUGAUAAGAUGAUGGUGGAUAAGGAUGGCGACGUGACUGUGACCAAUGACGGUGCCACCAUUUUAAGCAUGAUGGACGUGGACCAUCAGAUCGCCAAGCUCAUGGUUGAACUGUCCAAAUCACAGGAUGACGAGAUCGGGGAUGGAACCACAGGAGUGGUCGUCCUGGCCGGUGCCCUGUUGGAAGAAGCUGAGCAGCUGCUGGACCGAGGCAUUCACCCGAUCCGGAUUGCAGACGGCUACGAGCAGGCUGCCCGCAUCGCCAUCGAGCACCUGGACAAGAUCAGCGAUAGUGUCCUCGUGGACAUGAAGGACACCGAGCCCCUCAUCCAGACCGCCAAGACCACCCUGGGCUCCAAAGUGGUUAACAGCUGUCACCGACAAAUGGCCGAGAUUGCCGUGAAUGCCGUCCUCACCGUGGCCGACAUGCAGCGCAGAGACGUUGACUUUGAGCUCAUCAAAGUAGAAGGCAAGGUGGGCGGGAGGCUGGAGGACACCAAGCUGAUCAAGGGCGUGAUCGUCGACAAGGACUUCAGUCACCCCCAGAUGCCAAAAGUGAGUCCGGGUCCUCCGCAGCUCCGGGCCCUCCCGCCCCUGCCCGCCAGCUCACGCGUCUGUCUUUCUCCACAGCAAGUGGAAGAUGCAAAGAUUGCGAUUCUCACGUGUCCAUUUGAACCGCCGAAACCAAAGACAAAGCAUAAGCUGGAUGUGACCUCAGUAGAAGAUUACAAAGCCCUUCAGAAAUACGAAAAGGAGAAGUUUGAGGAGAUGAUUCGGCAGAUUAAGGAAACUGGCGCUAACCUAGCUAUCUGCCAAUGGGGAUUUGACGAUGAAGCAAAUCAUUUACUUCUUCAGAAUAACUUGCCUGCGGUUCGUUGGGUUGGAGGCCCUGAAAUCGAGUUGAUCGCCAUCGCCACCGGGGGGCGCAUCGUGCCGCGGUUCUCGGAGCUCACGCCGGAGAAGCUGGGCUUCGCGGGGCUGGUGAAGGAGAUCUCGUUCGGGACGACCAAGGACAAGAUGCUGGUCAUCGAGCAGUGUAAGAACUCCAGAGCCGUCACCAUCUUCAUCAGAGGAGGAAACAAGAUGAUCAUCGAGGAGGCCAAGCGAUCCCUUCAUGACGCUCUGUGUGUCAUCCGGAACCUCAUCCGCGACAACCGCGUGGUCUACGGCGGCGGCGCUGCUGAGAUCGCCUGCGCCCUGGCGGUCAGCCAGGAGGCAGACAAGUGCCCGACCUUGGAGCAGUACGCCAUGCGGGCCUUCGCCGACGCGCUGGAGGUCAUCCCCAUGGCCCUGGCCGAGAACAGCGGCAUGAACCCCAUCCAGACGAUGACCGAGGUCCGGGCCAGACAGGUGAAGGAGAUGAACCCGGCCCUCGGGAUUGACUGUCUGCACAAGGGCACGAAUGAUAUGAAGCAACAACAUGUCAUAGAAACCUUGAUUGGCAAAAAGCAACAGAUCUCCCUCGCGACACAGAUGGUGAGAAUGAUUCUGAAGAUUGAUGACAUCCGUAAGCCUGGAGAAUCUGAGGAAUAGAGCAGAUUUAGAGUUACACGUAGGCCUGAGAUCCACUACUGUGAUUAAAUAAAUGGGUGUUUUCUGAUACAUCUACAGUUAUUUAUUGUUACGUCCUUUUUCAGACAGUGUAGAAGCUAUAGAACAGCUGUUUGGUAACCGUAGUUUCACUUGUUCAGACAUAAAAUUGUAGAGAUACGGUCUCAGCAGGUUUUUGUAUCCAUUAUAUUAAAGCUAACUCUUUAAACAACUUUUAUUUCUGCUCUUAAAAUUUAAGAAACGUUGACUGUAACAUUCAUCCAAUGCCUUAAAUGAAUGCGUUUGCGUUCUUGUGUUUUUGUUUUUUUAAAUGAGCUGAGGAACUUUUUAACAGUUUUAAAUGUUGAGUUUGUUCUCUAGAUUUACUUUAACAUUGAGAGGAAGGUGGGCUUGGUCCUAUUAAAUGUAUUUAACUGCUG